Molecule: messenger RNA, 864 nt
Organism: Dunckerocampus dactyliophorus (ringed pipefish)
Lineage: Eukaryota; Metazoa; Chordata; Actinopteri; Syngnathiformes; Syngnathidae
Exons: 4
Coding region: 571-864 (97 amino acids)
Source: RefSeq, a predicted model, not a curated record
UAGCUCUAGCUAGCACCCAGGUACAGUAGGACAGUUUAUAUGUGUACAGGAAGAACUGCUGACGCUAACCAACUUCAACUUUAUUUAACAUCUAGAGUCUAUCUAAAGUAUGUGUGUCAACCAGCUGGAGUUUUGGGGCCUUACGAGGAAAUGUACCUUCUAGCUCUGGUUUGCUAAUUUAAAAUCAUCAUAAACCUCUAUGUCGCGCCUGAUCAUGUGUUGCCUUCAGGUGUUCCUCGUAAAGGCCAUACUUGUAAAUACUAUCAUCUAUCCGAGACUACUUCCCAAUUCCCUCUGUCUUAAAAAAAUGUUACGUCCAAAUCUUUAAUCGAUGUUUGAAAAAAAGUGGAAUGUUUGAAUUAAGGAUGACCGAGUGGAUUCAUGUGCCACUGACGUUCCGAGGACACUGGAAGUCACCGCUCCGCUGCCAGAGCGCAUGCUCAUACUACAUUGAUACCAAGCGGCAACUUGACUGCCGCCUGUCGCCCACAGGAGCCAACGUCCUCUUCAUCACCACCAGUGCGAUGAAAACAGUGCUUCUCUGACAUUCUGGAUCAACCUGCAUACAGGAUGACCGAGGUGAUGGACUCCCUGGAGUCGGGCUCGGAGGACUUUAGCGGCGCAGCAGGAGGCGACCAGGAUGCCAUAUUCCCAGAUUCCCAUGAAAGGCAUCCAAAGUUGUCCAAGAGGCUUCCCUCCAUCGUGGUGGAGCCCACGGAUGGGGCGGAAGUGGAGAGCGGCGAGCUACGAUGGCCACCAGAACCCAGCUCACCAGACACUCCGACUGAACCGGCAGGUGAUGUCCAAGUCCAAGCUGGUGUUGGCGAGGGGACGUCAGGAGCAGAGAUGCCGGCCUCCAACUGA